Messenger RNA from Liolophura sinensis, 2471 nucleotides. RefSeq lists its product as uncharacterized. The record is from RefSeq and is a predicted model, not a curated record. Lineage: Eukaryota; Metazoa; Mollusca; Polyplacophora; Chitonida; Chitonidae.
UUGAGUCCCGUGGUAGGGAUUCUGACGAGGCCACUGAGACAUCGGGUAACAGCUGUCUGCCUGUAGGGAGAGACGGGUGUGCGGGCUUGGCGCUUGGCAGGUAUAAGAUGGCCGAGACAGCUGCAGUCCCAAAGUUUUCAGCAAAGAAAAUCAGGAUUGAUACAGACCUCAUAACUGCUUCUCUCAAUCAGCUGCAUUUCCUUGAAGAAGUGGAUAGUCAGGCCUACAAAUUUCUGUAUGGAGGGAAGAACCUGGAGCCAUCCAUUCGUCGCUAUGAAAAAUUAUGGCUCCCUCUGGCAGCAGAAAACAGUGACAAACCGUUGGCAGCUCCUUUGGACAUUGAAUGGGUGUGGCACUGUCAUCUUCUGUCACCUCUUGCCUAUGAGGAAGAUUGCCAAGCAUUGUUCAACAAGACUGUGAAUCACAAGGUCAUGUCCUUGAAGGAGAGGAAGAAAUCACUGGCCAAAGCAAAGGUUCUGUGGACAGCCAGGUACCCCACUGAGCCAUUUCAUGUAACCUUCUCAAGCCUCUCUUCUGAAAGCGGUUUCAGCUUCACCUCCAACCUCUCUUAUGACUUAAAGGCGGCUGUUGCUCGGCAGAAAGUCUUCUAUUACCAGGUCUCCCUACCUCACUUUAGAGACCUGAAGUUUUUAGAACAAGGCUACCUUCGCUACAGGAAGUUCCUUUUCCUGAAACAGCAUUUCCCAGACAUCUACCUGGUUCCAUGUUACGACAUUGACCUUAUAUGGCACACCCAUCAACUCCAUCCGAUUGCCUAUCAGAAAGACACCAAGGCUCUUCUUGGACGGGUAUUUAACCAUGAUGACACUGUGAAUGACCGCACGCCUGGGUCACGACUUUGUGUAGCGGAUGUUGCCACAAGACUACUGUGGAAGAAGGUGUUUCAUGAGAACUUUGCAGUGAAUGGAGGUAUGUAUCGAGGAGAACCUCCAUUUGGCAAGCUCAGUUUUAUCAACUCAGUGGACUUGUUUAAGAUCUCCACCAAGGUGUGUGAUGUCACCCUGGAACAGGUUACCAUAGAUGACCCUGCAGGUAUUCCUGAAAAUUUUAAACUGAAAUUCUAUCUACGCCAAGGACCAAAUUUUAGCUCCCAGAGCCUUCUGCGACUGCCUGGUCCUGAGACAAACUGGGAUGGCAAGAGCUUGCUCAAGUUUCAGUAUGAUACAGGCAAACACUCUGCCCUGCAGGUAAUUCUACAGUGUCAGAGUGGAUUUGCGUGCAUUCGCAUGAAGAAGUACAUGGUGGGUUCGUGCUGUUACGAGUUCAGUCCAGUCAUAGAGUCAGCUCCUAUGAACACAAAGUCCUCAUUCUCUGACACCUUUGAGCUGAGGAAAAAGGUAAGCGAGACUGAAUGGAACAUGAUCCCGCUCUCCAUCAAAGCCACCAUCCAGCCCCCACAGCGAGGCCCCUGUAACCUGUCCCUUCUCAGGGGCUCUUAUGAGACGUGUACCAUGCCAGAACACAUAGAACAGAUGUGGGGCCCAAUACCCCUCAAGCAGUUACCCAGGGGCACAGAUAACACCUGCGUUGUGGCAUGUCACAGGCUGAUCAAUCACAUGAAGAAGCCUGUGUUUACUUGUCGAAUUAUCCACAGUCUGCCCCUGCUGAUGUCUGCUGUCCAAGUGUUUUACCAGGACAAGAUGGUGGCUGUGGCUCACCUGAUUGGCAUGGAUCAAUUACCUGCGAUAGAUCAGGUGAGACCAACUGUAGACGAUGUACGUGUUGCCCUGAGCCCAAAAGAAGGCGAGAGAGCACUUCUGAUUAAAAACGGCCAGAGUGACUGGGCACUCAUGUUUGGGAAAUGGGAGGGAUUUAGGUGUGGGAUACCUGGAACUUCAGGUCGACGUGGGGUGAAAGGUAGCCCAGGCCAUUUAUCAGUCAUGCUGUUUAAGCUCACCACAUCGUCAUGGGAGUACGUAAACCUACCGUAUGAGCUGCACAAAUUUGACUUCUGCAUUGACAAGAUGUCGGUGGACCUGAAGGACGGAAGGAUAAGGAUAAGUGGCAGCUGUGAUGAGGUAGCAGAGAACCUGGCUGUAGCAUUCAGUGUUGCCCUUCUGCACGUCCUCUGUCAGCCUCGCCCCAAAGACUGGAAGCCCGGUGAUCCUAUGCACCCACCUUCGACCCGCGGCACCCGUCAGGUGCUCACCAUUCCAUCAGAGUCCAUGGCCUUGAUCGAUGCGGCUGGUUAUGUGGUUCACACCCCAUCCAACCAUUACAUUAAACAGAGGAUUGACCCAAGUUUUGUGGCUGUGGACUGUGCCGGGUGUGCAACGGUUGGGGAUGCCACGGACAUGGUUGGGGGAGAUUUUGAUGCGGGUGACAUUGGAGAUAUGGGUGAUGCUGGUGGGUGCGGAGGGUGUGGGGGCUGUGGUGGAUGUGGCGGGUGUGGUGGGUGUGGGGGUGGGUGUGGAGGAGGUUGUGGGGGCUGUGGGGGUUGUGGAGGAUAG